Ooceraea biroi (clonal raider ant) is the source of this 2332-nucleotide messenger RNA. Its product is annotated as synaptic vesicle glycoprotein 2C. The record is from RefSeq and is a predicted model, not a curated record. Gene Ontology annotation, cellular component: membrane. Gene Ontology annotation, molecular function: transmembrane transporter activity. NCBI's taxonomy places the organism in Eukaryota, Metazoa, Arthropoda, Insecta, Hymenoptera, Formicidae. Gene Ontology annotation, biological process: transmembrane transport.
CGACGGCACUGCGACGGCACGUCCCCCAAGGAGAACUUCCGGCCCGCGAGCACCUCCAGGACGUCCAGCGACUUGAGCGGCGACCAUGGGACUCGACUUCCUGGCAGACGGAGGUGCCGACUUCGAGCAUGCAAUCACCGUAACAGGUUUCGGCAAGUUCCAUUAUAUGCUACUGACCAUCUGUGGUCUGAUUUACAUGGACACGGCCAUCGGCGUGACAAUCCUUUCGUUCGUGCUUCCGGCGGCGCAAUGCGAUCUGCAGAUGGACUCCACGGCAAAGGGUUGGCUAACGGCGUCUCCGAUGCUAGGUAUGGUACUUGGGUCGUAUAUAUGGGGAUGCCUGGCUGACACGAAGGGAAGGAAGAUCGUGUUAAUAGCUACGCUGCUAAUGGACGGCAUUGUGGGCAUCAUGUCCUCUUUCGUCCAAUACUUCUGGGUGUUCUUGGUCUUCCGAUUCUUCAACGGCUUCGCUGUGACUGGUGCCAUGGGUAUCUGCUUCCCGUAUCUCGGCGAGUUUCAACCCACAAAGUACCGCGAGCGCUGCCUUUGCUGGAUGGAACUGUUUUGGACGGUCGGCGUGAUAGUUCUACCACUGAUCGCUUGGCUGAUCAUACCCAUGGACUUGAUGUACCAGAGCGACGCGUUUUACUUCAAAUCCUGGAAUCUCUUCGUCGCGCUCUGCGCCCUGCCAUCACUCAUGCUCGGCCUCUGGCUGUUCGCCUUCCCGGAGAGCCCAAAGUUCCUCCUGGAAUGCGGCGAGACCGAGGCGGCUCUCGAGGUAUUCAAGUGGAUCUACUCGCGCAACACCGGCGCCGAUCCCGACACAUAUCCGGUGAAAUGUCUACAAGAGAAGUCGAAGGACAAAAGCACCAGGUCCUUGAAGCUGCACAAACGAAAGGACUUGAAGGUCCUCUUUGCUGAAAUACGGGAUCUGACGAGUGCGCUGUGCAAACCACCGUAUUUGCGCAACACGCUGCUCGCUUGCGGCAUUCAGUUCGGGCUCACCAGUAGUUACUAUACCCUAAUGGUUUGGUUUCCGGAAUUGUUCACCAGAUUUGAGCAAUUCGAGCACGCGAAUCCCGGCGAGACCACGUCAGUGUGCAUAGUGUCCGCCCUGCCGGACAAUGGUACCCUCUUCGACAUUUACGGCUGCGAUACCGUGAUCGCGCCAUCCGUUUACCUGCACACCGUGUACAUCGGCCUCGCCUGCAUCCCCGGCUCCAUCAUCUUGCCUCUCUUCGUGCACAAACUAGGAGCUAAAUUCUUCCUGAUCGUCUCGUUGCUGGUCUCCGGCGCGGUGACGGUGGGUUUCUACUACGUGGUGGAUUCGCUGCAGAAUCUGGUGCUCUCGUGCGUAUUCGAGGCCCUCACGUCCCUCGGGAUCUCUCUAGUUUACUGCGUGAUCGUCGACAUGUUCCCGACGAAUCUCAGAGUGAUGGCCGCAGCCUUGUCAUUAACUAUGGGUCGACUGGGCGCCUUGGUCGGCAACCUGGUGUUUGGUUAUCUAAUCGAUUUGGCCUGCGUCAUUCCUAUCGUGCUGUUUGCCGCGUUUUUGUUCGUAUGCGGUUUCUUAUCGUUCCUGCUACCGAAGACCGGGAAGGAAACGCUGGAGUGAAAAUCAAGCGGAGGGAAAAUUUCCCUUGGACGGCCCGAAGAAUCUGUGCCUUGGGGAGCAUUGUGACCUCGGUUAUAUUUAUUAAUAAAUAUAUUUAUAAAAAAACGGAUCUAUCGAUCUGUAUCUUGAUUCGAUGACUUGAUCUGUGUCUGAAUGCGUCACGAACGAAACGAGACUGUGACUUCUGUCAAGAGUCUUUCAAGAUCAAAUGUGAAGUGUAACACAUUGCGUCACGCUGGCAUUAUGGAUUGUCGCAUGCGAGAAUUAUAACAGUGAUACAAUUAAUUGUCAAUUUAUACGAUAUUUUAAUAGAUAUCGAUACGAUCGAGGGAUCGAACUCAAGGGACAGAUAUCAAUUGUAACAAUUAAAAUAUCGACAGCGUCGUGUAAUGCUACGUAAUCGCUAUUCUGAGCGAUAUAGAAGAAGAAUUCGUCAACAACGAAUUAUGCAAAGCAGUGCGUGUGCGUGGUACUAGAUAAUACUAAUUCUACCGAUGUCGAUGAAUGACGUAAUCGACAUAGUUAUUCGAUUAACAAACAGUUAUCGUGACACGACCGUGUGUCUUGAUUAAUCGAGUUCGCAAUCCGUCAACGUCCUUCUUCCACAAGCAAUCUUGCGAAAAAGAAUUUUUAUUUGUGCUUAUUGCUAACUAACGGUCGAUUCUUGGAAAAGUAUAAAUUUUAAUAUAAAUUAUAAAAUUAUAUUUUUGUCGACAA